This is a messenger RNA of Abrus precatorius (Indian licorice), 1890 nucleotides long. Its product is annotated as glycerol kinase. The transcript is spliced from 4 exons. The record is from RefSeq and is a predicted model, not a curated record. Gene Ontology annotation, cellular component: mitochondrion. NCBI's taxonomy places the organism in Eukaryota, Viridiplantae, Streptophyta, Magnoliopsida, Fabales, Fabaceae. Gene Ontology annotation, biological process: triglyceride metabolic process; glycerol-3-phosphate biosynthetic process; glycerol metabolic process. The coding region runs from base 114 to 1673 and encodes 519 amino acids. Gene Ontology annotation, molecular function: glycerol kinase activity.
GAUCGUGUUUCAUUGGAAAUUGUUAACUGGCGGAGAGUCUUCUCUUCUGUGUUGAUCAACAAUAAGAACACGACAACGUUAUCAUCGUAUUAUUGGUCUCAAGAGAUUAAAACAUGUCUAAGGAGAAUGUGUUUGUUGGCGCAAUUGACCAAGGAACCAGCAGCAGCAGGUUCAUAAUCUACGAUGCCUCGUCUCGCCCCAUUGGAUCUCACCAAGUUGAGUUCACUCAGUUGUACCCACAAGCAGGAUGGGUGGAGCAUAAUCCUAUGGAGAUCUUAGAGAGUGUGAAGGUUUGUGUUGCCAAGGCUGUGGAUAAGGCUACCGCUGAUGGGUUCAACGUUGAUAAGGGGUUGAAGGCCAUUGGUCUAACCAAUCAGAGGGAAACCACUCUUGUUUGGAGCAAAUCCACUGGUGCUCCUCUUUACAACGCCAUUGUUUGGAUGGAUGUUCGCACUUCUUCUAUUUGCAGGAGACUGGAAAAGGAGUUAUCGGGUGGUAAAAGCCAUUUUGUGGAGAGUUGUGGUUUGCCAAUCAGCACGUAUUUCAGUGCUCUGAAACUGCUGUGGCUGAUGGAAAAUGUGGAUGCUGUGAAGGAGGCUAUAAAGAAAAAGGAUGCACUGUUUGGAACUAUAGACACUUGGUUGAUAUGGAAUUUAACUGGUGGGGUGAAGGGAGGAUUGCAUGUCACUGAUAUCUCAAAUGCAUCUCGGACGAUGCUGAUGAAUCUAAAAACCCUUGACUGGGAUGCAUCUACCUUAAAAACCCUUAACAUUCCUUCUGAAAUUUUGCCUAAAAUUGUUAGUAAUUCUGAAGUUAUUGGAAAUAUUGGUUCUGGAUGGCCAAUUGCUGGUCUUCCUAUUGCUGGAUGUUUAGGAGAUCAGCAUGCAGCAAUGUUAGGACAAGCAUGCCGUAAAGGAGAGGCUAAAACCACUUAUGGAACUGGUGCUUUCAUACUGCUAAAUACUGGUGAAGGGAUAAUUCAAUCAACACAUGGUCUUCUAUCCACUAUAGCCUUCAAGCUUGGUCCAAAAGCUCCAACCAAUUAUGCAUUGGAAGGUUCAGUUGCUAUUGCUGGAGCUGCAGUGCAGUGGCUUAGAGACAGUCUUGAGAUCAUUUCUAGUGCUCCAGAGAUAGAGGCUUUGGCAUUGCAGGUUGAAUCCACAGGUGGAGUUUACUUUGUUCCUGCUUUUAAUGGACUGUUUGCACCAUGGUGGCGUGAUGAUGCUCGUGGAGUUUGUAUUGGAAUAACUAGGUUUACAAGCAAGGCUCACAUUGCUCGAGCUGUGCUUGAGAGCAUGUGUUUCCAAGUGAAAGAUGUCUUAGAUUCAAUGCACAAAGAUUCAGGAGAAAGUGAAGCCAAGAAGAAGGAAUUUUUGCUUAGAGUGGAUGGUGGAGCAACUGCAAACAACCUGUUGAUGCAGAUUCAGGCAGAUUUGUUGGGAAGUUCAGUAGUUAGACCUGCUGACAUAGAGACAACAGCACUUGGAGCUGCCUAUGCUGCUGGAUUAGCUAUUGGGAUUUGGAAAGAAGAUUAUAUUUUCAAUUCUGGGGAGAAGCUGAAGAAUGCUCAUGUUUUUCGUCCCAUAAUGGCCGAGGAUGUCAGAAAAAAGAAAGUGGAGUCUUGGUGCAAAGCAGUUAGUAGAACUUUUGACUUAGCUGAUCUUACGCUUUGAAGGUCUUUUGCAGUUCUUUUUUUUCUUUCAUGAACUCAAUUUCUGGGUAUACCUUUUUAUUUUUAGCCUUAGUCACUAAAAUGAAGGGAAUAAUUAUGUUAUUUAUCAAAUAAAUUUGACAUUUUGUUUCCAUUUUUUCCUUGUAUUUUGAAGACCAAUAGCAUUGCAUAAAAAAAAAAAAAGAAAUACAUGACUGGGAGUUUCUUAAUCUUUUCGG